AUGAGUCUCAGAGAAUUGAUUGAACCACUCUUCGAACAAAGAGAUAGAAAGUUAGCAGCGUCAAGGCUUGCUUCUUGCAAAUAUACAGUCGCACCCCAUUCCGCAUCACCAACAACUACAAGUCCCUCACCAAUACCCUCCACUGAUAAGGCAAAUAAUCAAGGAGAGUCUGCAAAUCAUGAGCAAUAUAGGCUAAAAACAAGCCAAAGCCUUAAUGGGAUCGACGCAGGCGCUUCUCAGAGCCAAAACCAAGAUGAGCAUGGAGUCCCCGAUAACACACGAAAUACAGAACUUAGAUCCCACGAGAACUCCCAGAAAGCAGAAUAUGACUUGCCUCAAAAAAUCAAACAAACUCAGGGGACACUGAGCCCCACAUCAAGCUUGGAAUUGAUAUUUGCGAGACGGCUUGCCAAUUCUCUUCAAUCCCAAAAUAAGUUCUCAGAUCUUACUGGAAGGAAGAGAAAAAGAACUGAACAAGAUGAUGUCCCUAUUACUUCUAGAGCGAGCUCCUCAGUGCCGAGUAAGGUAUCCAACACAAACAAUCCAGUCGCCUCUACAUCAAAUCAGAAGAAUAGUUCCCACGCCAUCCUCAAUACACCUCGAACCUCAUGGUCAAAAUCAAAAGCUCUAGUUGUCGAGGAGCGAAUCGUCGAUACUAGCAUGACUUCAGAAUGGUAUAAAAAUAUUAACAUGAAGGAGAAAUAUAAACGGUCCGAUGAGGUGACAGUAUCUCACAUUAAGGAUAUUAUUAGUAAUUGCAUAGAAAGCUACUAUCAAGGUUAUAAUCCUAGCUUCUCCGAGUUGCGCACUCAAAUUCACAACAUGGAGCUCUGGACGCCCGAAUGGAUUAAGGGUGUCCUUUUGAGGAAAACUGGGAUCCUCGAAAAUAAAGGAUUAGUAAGGAUAAUUGAGGGUCCUGAUGCCGAUAUAUUUCCUUGGGAUAUCCGUGAUGAUGCCAAAGCUUUAUGGAUGCGGUGGAUCGUUGGUGAUACCGACGGCUCGCUGCUUCGCGGAAUCGUAAACGUAAAAAGAAAGUUUGACAAUAAUCAUCCAGGAACAUCUCGCACGGUAGACAACACAUACACUUGGAAGCGAGCAUGGGAAGUCAUCGGGAACAACGGACUGACCAAUGGACAAUGGUGGCCACUACGCGUUUGUACAAUUCGGGAUGGCGCACAUGGUGACCUUGAAGCAGGUAUCAGCGGCAAGCUCGGAGAGCAAAACAUUGAAGGUGCUUAUUCCAUUGUGCUAGCUGAUGGGGGUUACGAAGAUCAAGAUAGUUUGAAUACCAUUCAGUACUGUAGCACGCGCAGCAAAGACUCCCAGCCGACCCGGGGCACACAGAUGCUAAAUAAAUCUUGGCACGCAGGCCAUCCUAUCCGGGUUCUACGUGCUGCACCCAAGACUGCAGCGACAAAAAAAAUGAACAAAUAUCUUCCAAAAAAGGGUAUUCGUUAUGAUGGUCUCUAUCGCAUCAAAGAUAUGGAGAUCCUGGAUUCUGAGACAGCUUUCAUGCGCUACUCACUCCAGCGCAUACCUGGACAACAUGCUGUUCGCUGGGAGGGCGAACUAGCUCGGCCCACACCGCAGGAGCUGAGAGAAUUUAUGCUUCUCCAGCUAAUUGUAUGA
Molecule: messenger RNA, 1629 nt
Organism: Blumeria graminis f. sp. triticale
Lineage: Eukaryota; Fungi; Ascomycota; Leotiomycetes; Helotiales; Erysiphaceae
Source: the annotation of a GenBank genome assembly